CCGGAAAUUAGAUUUUAGCUCUGUACAUGUGCUGUCUCCGUAUAUGUAACGUUAAAUACGUUGUUAUUCAUAUCAUGGAAUCGAAAAAAAAUGAUCGUCAGAAGCAGUUUCAGUUUCUCUCCAGCAUAGACGAUAUGUUAGCUGUGAUGGUUGAGUUGCAUCACAUAAAGUGCUGCCCUCGAUGUAUUCUUAGAUUCUGUGGAGAAAAAAACACCCAACCAUACAGAAGAUCAAUUGAGGAAGUGAAACGUAUGAUUCACACGGCUGAAUGCAAUACAGAGACAUCAAACGUUGUGGGUCCGGGGUCGAUAGAAGACAAUAACCAUGCACUACCAUUUACAUGUUCCAGUUGUCUAGGAAUUCUACAGAUCUGUAGUGAUGACAAAUUUCUGAAUGAGAUUACAGGCCAUAUUGAAGAAGCAGACUAUCAGUUUAGAAAUUAUGUCUUUGCCAUAUCACUACCUCUGCAGUUGCUUGUGAGAGAGCAUUCCAUUUUAUUGCAUCUGAAGGACAAAUUUAGUGGACUAUAUAAAGUGAAAACAACUGAGAGUAUUGCGUCAAUAAAAGAAAUUUUAAAAUGGGUUUUCAGUCCAAUGUUAGCAGAUGUCUUGCAUGUUAAUUACACAUUUUUGGGACCUUUUGAGAUUGCCUUAUCAUUUACACAUCCUGAAACAGCGAGUGAAUGCGAAUUAUUUGUUGAUCGCAAAGAAUUCAUCGCAUUGCAUGCAAAGAAAAGACGCAAGCUCUCAGAUGUGCGCCAUAUAACAAAACCAUCCGUUUCGACAGCUCUUUCAAAGUUGGGAGAUGAAGAAAUGAAAAAGCGUGUUGAUGUACAUCUCCUGAUGAACUACUGUGUAUUCUCAGGUCGUUAUAACAAGUAUUCGCGGUUACUGAGCCAAACACCUUGGAUUUUAGAAGGGGAGAGAAAAACAGAGUCAUCAGUUGAAGAGCUGAUCUGUGAGAAGAUUAAAGAUGUUUUACAGGCUGAUGGAUACAAUUUUUCAUCAUCAGGAAGAGAAGAUGUUGAUGUCUGCACAUUUGGGAAAGGACGGCCGUUUGUGGUAGAAUAUUUAAAUCCUCACCGUUCACUCUUGCCUCAGAGGGUGUUGACACAGCUACAAAAGGAUAUCAAUGACAGUACAAAAGAUAUCGCAGUUAGGGAUCUUCAGAUUGUUGAUAAAGAAGAAAUUGGAAAGCUAAAAGAAGGAGAAUUGAGCAAAACAAAAUCUUACAGCGCAUUGAUAUGGAUUGACAAAAAAAUAACACCAGAAGAUAUCAGCUUCCUGCAAAACAUCAAGGAUUUGAAGCUAGAACAAAAGACACCCAUCAGAGUAUUACACAGGAGGCCGUUGGCUGUACGUGUGCGAUCUGUCCACACCAUGUCUGCCGAGUUCAUUGAUGAACAGCAUUUCAGGUUAAAAUUAUGCACACAGGCUGGAACUUACAUUAAAGAGUUUGUCCAUGGUGAUUUUGGUAGAACACAACCCAGUCUUGGCACUCUGAUGAAAGCAAACACAGAUAUCUUAGAGUUGGAUGUAGAGUCUGUGAAUGUGGAUUGGCCAAGACAGCUGGAAACAUAAGCAAUAAACAUAUGACAAUUUGUGUAUUUUAUUUGAACUGUAUUUGAUUUUAUUGCUCAUAAAAAUAAAAUAGUGAGAAA
Messenger RNA from Saccoglossus kowalevskii, 1660 nucleotides. RefSeq names its product tRNA pseudouridine synthase Pus10-like. The record is from RefSeq and is a predicted model, not a curated record. Gene Ontology annotation, biological process: tRNA pseudouridine synthesis. NCBI's taxonomy places the organism in Eukaryota, Metazoa, Hemichordata, Enteropneusta, Harrimaniidae. Gene Ontology annotation, molecular function: pseudouridine synthase activity; RNA binding.